This is a messenger RNA of Fomitiporia mediterranea MF3/22, 1515 nucleotides long. RefSeq names its product MFS general substrate transporter. Gene Ontology annotation, molecular function: transmembrane transporter activity. NCBI's taxonomy places the organism in Eukaryota, Fungi, Basidiomycota, Agaricomycetes, Hymenochaetales, Hymenochaetaceae. Gene Ontology annotation, cellular component: membrane. The transcript has 3 exons. The coding region runs from base 1 to 1515 and encodes 504 amino acids. The record is from RefSeq and is a predicted model, not a curated record. Gene Ontology annotation, biological process: transmembrane transport.
AUGGAGAGGGCGCGAUGUCGCUCACUGGCUAAGAGUAUCAUGCUCGUCGGAACUCUCACUGUCGGAAUGAUUUUGAAUAUUUCAUGUUCAUCUUCUGCGUCUAUCACCUUGCCUAGUAUAGGCCGGGACUUCGGCGUAGAUGAAGACAAGUUGCAAUGGGUUGUUUCCGCAUAUUCUCUAUCAUCGGGAUGUCUGCUGAUCUUUUUCGGGCGACUCGCCGACCUCUACGGCCGCAAAAAAGCGUUCCUGAUCGGUUGUCUUUGGCUUGGAAUUUUCUCACUAGGCUGCGGUUUUGCAAAUAACAUCAACACGCUUUACAUCUUACGGGGUUUACAAGGUGUAGGGCCCGCAGCUGUCGUGCCCGCAUCACUCGGCAUUCUCGCACACGCGUUCCCACCCUCUCGCGCCCGAACCUAUGCAUUUGCGACAUUUUCUGCAGGCGCACCUGUGGGCGGUGCUGUAGGCCUGCAGAUCGGCGGUAUACUCACCCAAUGGGCUCCCGCGACAUGGCGUGCGCCGUUUUACUUGUCCGCGGGACUUGCGGCACUCGUGUUCAUAGGUGGCGUUUUCUAUAUUGAUAAGGACGUUCCUUCCACGGAGACGGACAGACGCGUGGAUUGGUUAGGUGCUGCCCUGGUGACUUCCGCUCUUGUACUCAUCACAUUUGUCCUUGGUGAGGGUGAGCAAGCACCGCAACGUUGGAGGACACCCUACAUCAUCGCCCUUCUUAUUAUCGGUGUUCUGCUUCUUGCCGCUUUCAUCGCUUGGGAAGGUUAUCUUGAACGAGACCAAACCGGAAAGCGAUGUCCACCCCUAAUGAAACUCUCUAUGUGGACACGCGCAAAUGGGAAGUUCGCCGCAACUCAGAUAAUCGCCUUCCUCGAAUGGGCGUCAUUCCUCGCUUGGCAGUUCUGGGCUCAAUUAUUCUAUCAAGACUACCAGCAUCUCGAUCCUGUGCUCACUUCCAUACGGCUUCUCCCGAUGUUUGUCGUCGGCAUCGCAUGUAACGUCUUCGUUGCCGCUGUUGUAGGCCGCAUUCCACUUGUGGUCCUCACCGUUGCCGGGACACUUUUAACAAGCACAGCGGGCUUGCUGUUCGCGUUGAUAGAUCCUAACGCUCCAUAUUGGGCGUUUGGAUUCCCUGCAGCCAUUCUCAGCGUAUUCGGCGCAGAUUUCGUGUUUGCAUGUGGUACAAUCUUCGUCGCCAAAAUUAGUCUACCGCACGAACAAAGUCUCGCAGGUGGACUUUUCCAGACUCUAACACAACUCGGGACUGCUCUGGGACUUGCGACAACUACCAUUGUGCAUAACACUGUGUUACGAGAUAACGUUCAGGAGCCAAUUGUUGACGCAGAGUUAGAAGCUUAUAAAGCUGCACAAUGGAUGACGUUUGGGUUUGGUGCCGCUGGUGCGGUUAUUGCGUUAUUGUUCCUCCGAGGCGUCGGUCCGGUAGGGAAUCGUAAACCCAUGAAAGGCCCAGAGCCAGUCUCGGAGAAUGGCGAGACUCGUGCAUGA